GAAACGGUGUCGUUGCAUCUGCACGCGCGCAAACUCUCUGGCUUAUUAUUUUUCCUGCAAUAUGUGAAUUUCUGCUCCGGCAACAGAAUUUACAAACUCCGACCGAUUCUUCUGCCAAUCAUCUACUUGAAUCUUAGUUUAGUAGUUUAUUAACAACAGAUUAGCAGAAGCGUUUUUUACCGGAGAAAGUAAUUAGAUACCGGAGAAUGGAGGAAGAAGCAAUCGGAAGUAAAAGACUGAUAGAAAGCAGAGUAAUAGAGAAAACAGGAGAAGUAAUCUCAGCAAUAAAGAGUGCCAAACACGUCGAUCAAGUAAUUUGCGCUCUCCAUUCUUUCGCUAUCAUUCUCUUCCCUACUAUAGAUUCCUCUCUAAUUUCAGGUAGUCUCGACGAUCGGUACAGGAACCAAGUGCUUAGCACUGAAAUCCCUGCUUCAGAAGACAGAGAAGAAGGUUGGGAAGCAUUUUACAGGGGAGCUGCAUUCCCUACAUUAGCUCGGGUUUUGCUGCGUGAUGUGGCUUCCGAUUGGUUAGCUUGUUUCCCUCUUUCAGCUAAAAAGCAUGUGUAUGAUGCUUUCUUUGUGAAUGGUCUUACUACUGAGGUUGUUCAGGUUUUAGUUCCUUGCUUACAGAUCAAUGGAAAUGACAGUCUUCUUGAUGUUAAUGCUGUUCAAUCAAAUUCUGAAAGGUUACUUCUUCUCUGCUUACUUGAAAAUGAUGGAGUGGUGCAAAUGUCAAGAGAAUUUUGCAGCAGGUACCCAUCUGUUGAUUUUACAAACAAACAGCUCCAGCCAGAUGUAGCUAGAAUGGCACAGAUUAUUGCAUCUAUUCCUGAUAAAGCACGACCGAGAGCCCCAGCUUCACUCUCAUCACAUUUGUUCUUCAAGCAAAUUACCAUUCAACUUCUGCGUGAAGUACAAGAGAGAGUUACCGAUCUACUUGAUAAAAACUCUACUAGUGCAUGCUACAUAGAUGGUUCAAUGCUAUUUGCUGGUGAAACAUUUUCUCGUAUAUGUCGGCGUGGUUCUUCAGAUGUGCUGUUAGGUGAACUACUCCCUCGGGUGAUUCAAGAUGUACGAUGGUUUCUAUCGAGUCCCAAUCAAGCAACGGAACAAAUGUUUGAAGGAAACCCUAAAUCCCAAAUUUGGUUAAGCAUUCUGGAAGCAAUUAAAGAUUCAUAUGCUGUAGAAAGGUUGUCUGAACAGCUUUUACAUCAGCUGGCAAUUGAACAUGUAACUGAUAUUGAAGCUUAUUGGACUAUUUGGUUACUGUUUAAUCAUAUUAUUAAAGAUCAGCCAUCAGUCAGGUCUAUGUUUGUUGACAAAUUUCUAUUUUGGAAAGUAUUUCCUGUUUGUUGCCUACGAUGGAUUAUCCAAUUUGCAGUGCUUGGUUGUCCACCUGAUGCUAGUUUACUCAGUAAAGGUCAUGAUACACAUGUUCUCGUGGGCACAGUGCAGCGCCUGUUGGCAGUAUGGUCUAAAAGGGAAUUUUUGCAAACAGCUCCAGUAGAGCAGCAAGCUUAUAUAACUGCUGCUAUAGGCAUAUGCAUGGAACAGAUGUCUAAAGAGGAACUGGAUAGUUCGAAAGAUGCUAUGCACUCGAUUCUUCAAGGAGUCAGCUGUAGGCUGGAGAACCCUACUCAUUUAGUUCGGAAAAUGGCUAGUAAUGUUGCUUUAGUAUUCUCCAAGGUGAUUGACCCAAAAAAUCCCCUGUAUCUUGAUGAUAGUUGCAAUGAGGAGAAUAUUGACUGGGAGUUUGGAUUGACUAGACUUGAGAAUAGGACUCUGCCUGCCUUAAAAGAAAAUGACAAUACAAAAACAUUGACCAUUCGAGAGCCAGAAGAAGACUUGAACUAUUCAAGAUACGAUGGAAUGAGUGGGAGCAAUAAGGGUGAAAAAAAGAAAUUACGUAAAUUGGUCGAUCCUGAUGAAAUUAUUGAUCCAGCCACACUAAAUUAUGGAUCAGACUCUGACAAAGAGGAUGAUGAUGCAAGUGUGGAUUCUGAUUCCUCCAGUGAUUCGUCUUUACAGCCUUAUGACCUAACAGAUGAUAACACAGAUCUGCAAAGAAGAUUCACACAGUUGGUUGAUGUGGUUGGAGCCCUACGGAAAUCUGAUGAUGCUGAUGGGGUAGAGAGGGCUCUGGAUGUUGCUGAAAAGCUUGUGCGAGCAUCGCCCGAUGAACUCACACAUAUAGCAGGUGACCUUGCUAGAACCCUUGUGCAAGUUCGUUGCUCGGAUUUGGCUGUAGAAGGUGAGGAAGAACCAGCAGAAGAAAAGAGGCAAAGCGCAUUAGUAGCGUUGCUUGUUACAUCUCCUUUCCAGUCUCUUGAUGCUUUAAACAAACUGUUAUAUUCCCCAAAUGUAGAUAUCAGCCAACGUAUAAUGAUUCUUGAUGUAAUGACGGAAGCUGCUCAGGAACUUGCAGAUGCCAAGACCUUGAAACCUAAACAUCAAUCCAGGGUCCUCAUAUCAACGGCAGCAGAGAAUCAACCCUGGUUCUUGCCUAGUAGCUUAGGACCUCCAGGAGCUAGUUCCUGGAGGGAGGUAUCGGAAACAGGGUCUGUAUUGAACUAUUCUAAUCGUUAUGAGAGGGAACUCCCCCUCAAACGUGGUCAGAUCAGAAGAGGAAAGACUCGUCGCUGGAGUCUCAGAUCAGCAAAUACACAGGAAAGCCAGCUGGAGUGGACCCAUAACAAGUUUCCUGUUUAUGCAGCAGCAUUUAUGCUUCCUGCAAUGCAAGAUUUUGAUAAGAAAAGACAAGGCGUUGAUUUACUCGAUAGAGAUUUUAUCGUUCUAGGGAAACUCAUAUAUAUGCUCGGUGUGUGUAUGAAAUGUAUUUCCAUGCAUCCAGAAGCAAAUGCAUUGGCUCCCCCUCUUCUAGAUAUGUUAAGGUCCAGGGAUAUUUGCAAUCAUAAAGAAGCAUAUGUCAGGAGAGCUGUCCUUUUUGCAGCUUCGUGCAUAUUAAAGUCACUUCAUCCAUCAUAUGUUGCAUCAGCACUUACAGAAGGAAACCUUGAACUUUCUAAAGGACUUGAAUGGAUUCGCUCAUGGGCCCUUAACAUUGUGGAGACCGAUGUAGACAAAGAGUGCUAUAUGAUGGCUAUGUCGUGUCUCCAACUUCACGCUGAGAUGGCCCUCCAAGCUUCCAGAGCACUAGAGGAUGUAGAAUCUACGUUGAAAGCUAAGAAAAUUGGGCUCCCGUCUAAUUUGUCAAUGGGAACAAUCAGACUCCCCUACACAAAUAUGGAUUAUAGAUGAAUUGAUAUGCUGUGUAAUUCUGUACAGUUCCUCUGAAUAAGUAUAAGAUGUUGCAAGUUAUUUAGCGGGAACUUGUAGCAUUAUGAAGAUUAUUAAUGUUAAUGAUGCUUAUUAUGGGUU
Messenger RNA from Mercurialis annua (annual mercury), 3377 nucleotides. RefSeq lists its product as uncharacterized. Bases 207 to 3257 code for a protein of 1016 amino acids. Gene Ontology annotation, biological process: protein stabilization; telomere maintenance via telomerase. Gene Ontology annotation, cellular component: cytosol. NCBI's taxonomy places the organism in Eukaryota, Viridiplantae, Streptophyta, Magnoliopsida, Malpighiales, Euphorbiaceae. The transcript is spliced from 12 exons. Gene Ontology annotation, molecular function: Hsp90 protein binding; telomeric repeat DNA binding. The record is from RefSeq and is a predicted model, not a curated record.